Trichogramma pretiosum is the source of this 5432-nucleotide messenger RNA. RefSeq names its product mucin-4-like. The record is from RefSeq and is a predicted model, not a curated record. NCBI's taxonomy places the organism in Eukaryota, Metazoa, Arthropoda, Insecta, Hymenoptera, Trichogrammatidae. The transcript has 25 exons. The coding region runs from base 153 to 5054 and encodes 1633 amino acids.
CGUCAGUUAGAAUCAGACGCGGAUCUGGGAUGUUGCAAAGUAUUUGCUCCCUGUUUACUUAUUUUUUUACAAGUGUUUGACACUUGAAAAUAUUAGAAAUAUUUAAGUGAACAGUUUUAAAAUUACUCGGUAAUUAGUUGAAAUAAGACAUCAUGGAUCAAUUGUACAAAUAUAAUGGUAUUACGUUGCGGCGUAUGAACAGAGUGCAAUUUAAAGAGCAUUACUUUCAAAGAAAGCAAAAACGAAGCCAAGCCUUCGAUGAUCAGAGAUUUUUGAUGGCAUGCGAUGAUAGCUUCAAUGAAGAACAACCUGAAAAUGCUGAAAAAAAGUUACACUCGAACAUCAAGUGCCGAGGAAAAACAAGAAUCCCCGUGAGAUGUGUUUUUAAAACGUGCGAUGGGGCACGAAGGAUACUCACGUGUGUAACAGAAGAAAAGCCAAAGCCAUUUGUUGUCGGAAAGGUUCGACAUAAAAUUCAUUCCCCGCCAUUUUUACAUAAUCCAUUGAAAACUUCAGAAGCUCAAACUCCAUAUUUACCUAUGACUUAUCAGUCUGUUAUUCCGGAAAAUUAUAAAUUCACCGCUCCAAAAGGUCUAGCACAUUUCAAAUAUACAACUCCAAAGACAUCCGAAAAUUCGCCAUUUACUUUAAAAUCUUUAUUAUUACCUAGAAUUAAACGAUUUACUAAUUCUCCACUGGAACAAGAACAUACUGAGCGAAGUUUACAUAAAGUUAAAAGAGAGUUAUGGACUGACGAAGAACCACCAAUUUUCGGAAGAACUAAUGUUGCUAAAGCCCUUGAGAAAGAGUACAAUAAAGAUUUGGAUAGUCAAGAUGGGGUAGCUAUAGUACCAUCAACUUCAAAUUCCGUUCAAAAAGUGUGCACCAAUUCAAAAAUCGACUCAGAAAAAAUUGAGAUAUCGGUCAGUUUGAGUUUCGAAGUCGAAAAGGAUGAAAGCUUCGUCGAUAGAGCAAAUAUUUCUUCGAACGACGUUCGGAAAACUAAAAAAGCUACACAAUAUUCAUCACAAAUGGAUGAACUUCAAACUUCAUUAAAGUACCUUGAUGCAGACGCCGAUAGGGAAGCAGAGAAAGAAAAUGGAGUUGAGGCUAUUGAAAAAAGUAUUAAUCGUCUUAAUGAAUUGAAAAGCAGCAAACAAAUUUCAGAAAGUUGUGUGCCUACAAGAUACCAAUCGCAUAUCCCUGUUAAACAUCAUGGUUCGAUUUCGAUGCAUGAAGGUAUCACCAAAAUCCAAAAAAUUUCAUCAAGCUCAACUGAGAAUACCAAAAAAGAUACUUCACAUCCAUCACAACUAAACCAAAGCCUAAAUCACGCAUCAUCUAAGAACUACGAAAGAGAGACCGAUAGUGAUGAGGAAAUCGAAAAUGAAGCUAAGACAGUCGAACAAAGCGACUAUCUGUUAUAUGAAUUGAAAACCGUUAAGCCCACUUCUGAAAGAUCGGAGCCUUUAAAAGUACAACCAAAUACCAAAGUUAGUCACAAAGGUUCCCCGUUGAUGCAGAAAACCGUUUCCGAAAGCCCGAAGCGUUUAUUAAACAAAUCUUUGAAAAUCAAAAUAGCUACUCCACAUCCAUCGCAACUGAAUAAAAGCUCUGCUCACUUGUCAUCUAAGAAUUUCGAAAGAGAGACCGAUAGUAAUGAGGAGAUCGAAAAUCAAGCUAAGACAGUCCAACAUAGCGACUGCAGACAUCAUGGUUCGAUUUCGAUCCAUGAAGGUAUCACCAAAAUCCAAAAAAUGUCAUCAAGCUCAACUGUGAAUUCCAAAAAAGAUACUUCACAUCCAUCACAACUAAACCAAAGCCUAAAUCACGCGUCAUCUAAGAACUUCGAAAGAGAGACCGAUAGUGAUGAAGAGAUCGAAAAUCAAGCUAAGACAGUCGAACAAAACGAGAAUAUGUUAGAUGAAUUGAAAACUGAUGAACCUACUUCCGAAAGUUCGGAGUCUUUAAAACUACAAUCGAAUACAAAUGUUUGUGACAAAGUAAGCAGACAUCAUCUCAUUUCCAUCGAAACCAAAAAAGACAGUCCACAUCCAUCGCAACUGAAUAAAAGUUCUGCUCACGCAUCAUCAAAGAUCUUCGAAAGAGAGACCGAUAGUGAUGAGGAGAUCGAAAAUCAAGCUAAGACAGUCGAACAAAGCGACUAUCUGUUAGAUGAAUUGGAAACCGAUAAAUCCAUAUCUGUAAGUUCGGUGCCUACAAAAGAACAAUCAAAUACCAAAGUUAGUCACAAAGGUUCCCUAUCGUUGCAUGAAGGUUUUGCCAAAAUCCAAAAAAUUUCAUCAAGCUCCACUCUGAAAACCAAAAAAGACACUCCACAUUCAUCGGAGCUGAAUGAAAGCUCUGCUCACUUGUCAUCUAAGAAUUUCGAAAGAGAGACCGAUAGUUAUGAGGAGAUCGAAAAUCAAGCUAAGACAGUCGAACAAAGCGAAUAUAUGUUAGAUGAAUUGAAAACUGAUGAACCUACUCCCGAAAGUUCGGAGCCUUUAAAACAACAAUCAAAUACUAAUGUUUGUGACAAAGUAAGCAGACAUCAUCUCAUUUCCAUCGAAACCAAAAAAGACAGUUCACAUCCAUCGCAACUGAAUAAAAACUCUGCUCACGUUUCAUCUAAGAAUUUCGAAAGAGAGACCGAUAGUAAUGAGGAGAUCGAAAAUCAAGUUGAGACAGACGAACAAAGCGACUAUCUGUUAGAUGAAUUGAAAACCGUUAAACCUACUUCUGAAAGAUCGGAGCCUUCAAAACUACAACCAAAUACCAAAGUUAGUCACAAAGGUUCCCCGUUCAUGCAGAAAAUCGUCUCCGAAAGCCCGAAGCGUUUAUUAAACAAAUCUUUGAAAAUCAAAAUAGCUACUCCACAUCCAUCGCAACUGAAUAAAAGCUCUGCUCACUUGUCAUCUAAGAAUUUCGAAAAAGAGACCGAUAGUAAUGAGGAGAUCGAAAGUCAUGCUGAGACAGUCGAACAUUGCGACUUUCCGUUAGAUGCAUCGAAAACCGAUAAAUCUAUAUCUAAAAAUACGGUACCUACAAAAGAACAACCAAAUACCAAAGUUAGUCACAAUGGUUCCCCGUUGAUGCAGAAAACCGUCUCCGAAAGCCCUAAGCGUUUGUUGAACAAAUCUUUGAAAAUCAAAAUAGCUACUCCACAUCCAUCGCAACUGAAUAAAAGCUCUGCUCACGUGUCAUCUGAGAAUUUCGAAAGAGAGUCGGACAGUGAUGAGGAGAUCGAAAAUCAAGCUAAGACAGUCCAACAUAGCGACUGUAGACAUCAUGUUUCAAUUUCGAUGCACGAAGGUGACACAAAAAUCCAAACCACUUCAAGGAACUCCGUUCUGGAAACCAAAACAGAUUCACCACGUCCAUCUCAACUCAAUAACAGCCUAAUUUCUUACAUUAAAUCUAAGAUUUGGGGAUUAGUUACCGAUAGUGAAGCAGAAAUCGAAAAUCAAAUCGAAGAUCGUGUCGAGCAAAGCGUCAUGAAUGAAUCAACAACUGGUAAACUUAUUGCUGAAAGUUUGGUUCCUUCAAAUAAACAAUCUAAUACCAAAGUUAGCCACGAUGGAUCAAUUUCGACUUUAGGACGCAUCCCAACUGACAUACGUUUAAGUCACUCUCAAAGAACGAAAGAUGAUUCUAUACAUCCACUGAGACUAAACAAAAGCUUAGGUGAUCCGUCGUCCAAAAAUUCCGAAAAAUUUCAAGUUAGACAAGCGGAAGUUAAAAAUCAUGUUUUUACCGAUGAACAUUGUGUCCCUUCAUCGAACGUAUUAACAACGAACAAAGCCACUAUAGAAAAUUUGAUUCUAUCAAAUAAAGAAUCAAAUACUAAUAUUUGCAACAAGCCCUUAGUUUCGAUGUCUGAAGGCAUCCCCAUAAUCCGAAAUACUUCAGAAUGUAUGAUGCAUUCAAAUAAACAAUUGAAUCAUAAAAUUACUGGCCAGGAUCCAAUUACGUUUUCUGAAGGCGUUUCCACCUUUCCAAAAAUUAUCAUCGAAUGUACUCGUUCCCCUGAGCGAAUUGCAAAAAAAAUAGAAAAAUUAUGCGAUGGUUUAGAUGAAUGCCCAAUUACUGUAUUGAAAAAACCUUCAGAGAAAAUCAUGAAGACAGAAGUGAUAGACCUGGUUUCAGAUGAAGAGGAAGAAGAUUCGUACAAAACUUUUAUUCAAAGGGUAUUAAAUAACUGCGCGAAACAUCAACGAUUAUCAAAUGCUUGUGCAACUUCUCCACUUUUAAAUUCGAAAACCAACAUUAGUCCGGUCGAAACUCCAAAAGUUGUUAGGCGAAAAAAAAGGGAAGCAUCUGCAAACUCUUCACUGGUGGCAUCUCAUCUUACUGCAAAAACCAACGUUAGUCCGGUCGAAACUCCAAAAGUUGGUAGAAGAGAGAAAAAGGAAGCAUCUGCAAACUUUUCAUCAUCAGCUUUACCUCACACUCCAAAAAUUAACAUUAGUCCGGCCAAAACUCCAAAAGUUGGUAGAAGAAAAAAAAAAGAAGCAUCAGAAAACUCUUCACUGAGGCCAUCCCUUGUCACUCCACAAACCAACAUUAGUCCGGUAAAAACUCCAAAAGUUGGUAGAAGAAAAAAAAAAGAAGCAUCAGAAAACUCUUCACUGGGGCCAUUCCUUCUCACUCCACAAACCAACAUUAGUCCAGUCAAAACUCCAAAAGUUGUUGGAAGAAAAAAAAAAGAAGCAUCAGAAAACUCUUCACUGGGGACAUCCCUUCUCAUUCCACAAACCAACAUUAGUCCAGUCAAAACUCCAAAAGUUGUUGGAAGAAAAAAAAAAGAAGCAUCAGAAAACUCUUCACUGGGGCCAUCCCUUCUCACUCCAGAAAUCAACAUUAGUCCGGCCAAAACUCCAAAAGUUGUUGGAAGAAAAAAAAAAGAAGCAUUAGCAAACUCUUCACCGGGACCAUCCCUUCUCACUCCAGUAAGAGUUCUAAAUCUGCGCAGUCGAAAUGUAGAGGUUUCUCCAUCUCCUAGCAAGUCAACACCAAGGAGACGAAGAAAAAAGGAUGAAGUUAGAGUUUAAAUCAAGAACAAAGAAUUGAACUAAUAUGUUUCGCAGCUUAAGAGAUUAAAUAUUGUAAUGUAUAUAUGUUUAUUUAAAUUUUUUAAAUUUGAUUAUGUAUAUAAUAUCUAUUUAUUUGUAUUAACUUGUAGAAUUUGUUGAAAAGUAUUUGUAUUAAAAGUUCGAAAAGCGUCGAGUGAAAAAGUAUUUUUGUUUUAAAAUAUACAUUUGUAUAGAUACAGUAAGAUUCAGAAUACAAUUACUACUUAAAAUUUUUUAUUAAGUCGUAGACUAUUGAAUGAAUUUUUUUGUUAUAACAUUUUUUGGAUUAUUUCCUUAAAAUUUGUUAUUAGUAGUACAUUUUACCAAGAUUUAUCAAAUAAAUGAUCGAACAAAAUU